Drosophila ananassae is the source of this 354-nucleotide messenger RNA. RefSeq names its product venom serine protease inhibitor. The transcript is spliced from 2 exons. Bases 15 to 293 code for a protein of 92 amino acids. Lineage: Eukaryota; Metazoa; Arthropoda; Insecta; Diptera; Drosophilidae. The record is from RefSeq and is a predicted model, not a curated record.
UGAGUUGGAGGUCUAUGAUGUUACUGAGGCUACUUUUCUUGGUUAUAUUUUCUAUUUUCAACGAGUCCUUGGCCCACCACUUGCCUCUCAUAACAGCUUGUGUCCACAAUGAUAUCUGGGUGGAGUGCAAACCAGUGUGUCCUAAGAUCUGUUCCGAUUAUUUGUACAAAAACCGAUGCAGUCCCAAGAAGUGCCAACCGGGCUGCGCCUGUCCAAACGGCUGGCUGAGGAGAAACAACGACUUGGGCUACUGCAUUCCACAACACAAAUGUAACCGCUGGAUAAUAAAUUAAAUAUUUACUUGUUUUUUUUAAACUGAAACCAUAAACAAGAAAUUGUACUGACAGAACUGUA